CUACACCCAGCCGGAUCUGAUCUGCUGACGUGUCGGCUCCUCCAGUGCUCAUGCUCCAGCAGCAAGAGUCAAGCCAGGCAACAGAAACUGCCAGCAUGGCAGCAAAACACUUUUACCGACAGGGCUUUUUAUUACUUUUAUUUAAUUUUAUUUCAACUGCGUCCUUGGAAAAAAGGUUCUCCGACUUUAAAAGAUGCGCCGAUGAGGAGUGCAGCAUGCUUCUGUGUCGGGGAAAAGCUUUGAAAGAUUUCUCUGGACCAGACUGUCGGUUCCUGUCGGUCAAGAAAUCAGAAACUGUCUAUGUAUACUAUAAACUGUCGGGCAGAAAGACGGGCAUAAUGGCUGGAAGUGUUGGAAGUCACUUUGGAUAUUUCCCAAACGAACUUCUUGCAGUUAACCACGUUUAUACUGACAAAGAAAUUGAAGUUCCAGCAGAGGAAACAGAUUUUGUCUGUUUUGACACAGGAUUUGAUAAGUUUAACAAUUACGACAUAGAUUUACUGUUAGCCUCUUCACCGGUGAAUGAUGGUGAAAAUGAGGAAACAUCUGACCAAAUCGUAGUGGCAGAGGAGGCGCAGAAAGAAACGCAGCCAUCAGCAGAAGAGGGAACUGACAGUGAAAAAGAAACUAAGUAUCAUGAUAACUCUGAGGAUCUUGAUAAAGUCCCAGUUGAUCAAAGUGCCUCUUUACCUGAACUUGACGUGGCAACUGAAUCACCUUCUACAAAAGAAGUGGAUUCUCAUACAGCAGCCACUCCUGAUGCUCCUGGAGGAGCUGCAGAAGACACCGAAGUUAAGACAGAAAAGGCAGAAGAGUCCAUUCUUGAAAAUGUUGUUUCAGAAAGGAGUGAAACCAAAGAUACACCCACAAACUCUGAGGUGGAAUCUGUGCCCAAAGAUGAUUUAGUUCCAGAAAACGAACCAGUCACGAUUUCUGAAGGAGGGAAAAUCCCUGAGUUAAAAACUACCCUUGGAACGACUUUCGAUGCCGUCACCACCGACGAAGAAAUCACCAAGAAUGUAACCCCAUAUGAAGAGGAGGAAAGCGAAUAUGUGGAGAAUCAGCCCGAAGACGACAUUGAUGUUAAAGCUGAAAUUCCAUUGCUGUCUUUCUCCAAAGAAAACGUGAACACUCCUGCAUCUGAUUCCCUCAGACAUCUUGAAAGUCCUCCAACAACACAGGAAUCUAAACCAGAGGCUGCAGAGAAGAAGAACAUGUGGACAACUUUGGGAGAUGCUGUUUUUUCAGUUGUCACCGGGGGUGAGAGGACGGCACAAGAUUUGAGCUCAGAGGAAGACGAAGAGGAUGAGGUAGAAGAAGCUGUAGAAGAAACCCCUCAGAGUUUUGAAGAAGCAAAGAAAGAACCAGAGGAACCACUAUCGGCAGAAUCACCAAAAGAGCCGGAGAACAUAGAGUCAGACAUAAAGCCAACUGAUGAGCCGAUACACCAUCAAACAGAAGCGAGUACAAUAUCAGUGGAUCCGGUAUCACAAGGGGAUACUUCUGCCAUUCCUGAGUCGCAAAACUCAGAUGAUAAAACAACAGAUGAACCCAUUGAGCACAAAGAGGAAGAGGAGGAAUAUGACGAUGACGAUGAUGAAGAUGAAAUAGACGAUGAAUUGGACGAGCACACAACUGAUCAAGAAUUAGCCGGUACCGAAACUGCAACACAUCAGGACCCGAUCGAGGAGAUUCAAUCAAAUACUUCAGAUGUGACAGACGACGAUGAAAAGGCGGCAGGUGACGGUCUACCUAACAUGACAGAUUUGGAGAGGAAUAACAGUCAACCAGAUUUAUCUGUGGAGGAACUGGAGAUUCACGAGGAACAUAUUACAGAGGAGUCGACCGAUGACGAAGAGCAAGAGAUAAAGGAACAGAAAGUGGUGGAGAAAGAAGAAUUGCUUGAAGAUGAAAAUGCACUUAAUUCCUCACAAUCGGAGAACUCUGACGAAGCCUUACCUGAAACGGCUCCGCCCACUGUGUCGACCCCGGAGCCACAAUACAGCGACAGCGUCAUGAGACUGACUCUGCUCCGAAACCAUUUCACGGAGAAGAACAUGGAGCGGUUCCAAAAGCUUCUGGGACUCGGGAAUCUCUUCAAAGUGGAAGAGAUGUUCUCUGACUUGGACACAGAAUUGCAGGUUAGUCGUCUCUCUCAAUCGGGUACCACGCAAGACAUUGAAAAUGCCCUCGAGGGCAUCCUGGAAGUAUCCGAGAACUCUAUUCUGGACGAGAUUGAGAAGAUGCUGGAUGCCCGAGACACGAAACACAAUCAUGACCAACAUACGGACACGAGUAGUUCGGAUGACGAGACUGAUAUACUGGAUGACUUCCAGGAGCUCGCAUUCAGCCUACGACAGAAGUAUUCAACAGCCAGUGACAGCACGCUUCUGGCUACAGAAAAAACUCCAGAUAUUGAACAAGAUGAACACAUAUUAAAGGUGACAGAUGACACGCCCCACAUUGUUGAAGAAGACAAGGUUGGCAGCGUCCCUGAGGCCGAGAGGGAUGACAACCUCACUGUAACGGAUCACGAGGAACAGCCGGCAGAGACUAAAGAAGAGCAGUUGGUUUUAGACGAGGUGCACAGUGGAUCGGAUGUCAAUGUGGAGGAGGAUGGCGGACACUUUAAUAAAAACAAAGACAAUCAGCCGAGCUUCAGUGCAUCAGACGAGAUGCAGAAGGUCCCUCAGGCCACUCUGGAAAAUCCAUUAGACAUGGGCCUUGGUGUCGAGGUUGAGCACUCGCUCUCAGGAUCUUUGGACUCCAUGGAACCAGUGUCGGAAAUUCACGAAGAAGAAGUGGGAAUAUUAUCAACUGGGAUUGUUUACAUGGGCUGCAUCCUUUCGAUAACGAAGAGUAAAAUUGCAGAGUGGACUGUUGAGGUGAUUUCAUUACUGCCAGAAGAAUGGAAGCCGGGGGAAACCUUGUUUGGCUGUCCUUGGCAAGCUGUUGUGCUCACUGCUUUGGUUGGAGUAGUGACCUUCACCCUCUUCUUCUGGAGGACCGUGUUGGCAGUAAAGAAGAGAGAAUACCUUGUGGAUGAUAAAAGGCUCGCGGAGCAAAUUUUGGCGCUCAAAAAAGAGAAGAAUGACGCCAUCGCCAAUAUGUCAGCUCUCCAGAAACGGACUGAACACCUAAAAGAAAGUCAAAAACAGUCAAAGGAAACGGUUAGUUCUACAAAGAAAAGGAUGCAAGACCUGGAGAGUAAAGUUUUGGAGGCAGAGACACGGAAUGAACACAUGUCUGAGGAAAAGAACAAAUGCGCGAAACUACUCGAAGACGAGAGGGCAAACUCUCUGCAUAAUGGCACCAGGAUUGAGAAACUGGAGAAGUCAAACGAGAAGCUACAGUUGAGCAGGAAAAAGACUCAGGAAGCUCUCUCUAAGACUGCCGUUCUCUUGGACGAGGCCAAGAUUCGCGAAGAUGCCCGAAAUGUUCACCACAAAUGUCUUGAGAAAGAUUAUGCAGCACUAAAAGAAGAAAAUAAAAAGUUUAAGACUACCAUAAAGAGCUGGGAGGACAAACACAAGGAGCUGAACGAGCAGAUUAAAGUCUAUCAAAAGUCUCAGAAAGAGCUGGAGGACUCUGUGGUGCUCAAAGAUCACAACGUGGAGGUUCUUUCCGAACUUCUGGCAGACCUAGACGCUUGUGAUUCACAAAAAGGUGACGCCAUGGUUUUAGCCAAUGGUGAAGUAGCACCUGUGUCUUUUUCGGACAAGAAAACGGCCAUAAAGAACAGGAUCAAACAGAUGAUGGAUGUUUCUCGGGUCCAGACCACUCUCAUUGUGGUCGAAGAAGAGCGAGAUCGCUUCAUGACCAAACUGCUGAAUGAAGAGAAGACUAGAAAGUCACUGGAAGAACAACACCAGGAGCUGGAGCAUGCAAUCGCAAGCCUAAAGAGCAAUAAGAGCCACGUUGAAAACCAGUUCAAGAUCCUCCAGCAGAAAAACGAAAUCAUGGUUGAAAUGUAUCAGCAGAAGGAAAACGCUUUGCAGCAGAGGCUAACGAAGGAAGAGUUGGAGCGACGCAGCAAAGAGAGUCAGCUGUGUGAGGUGGGAGGGAAAGCAGUUGAGGCCGAGGAGCAGGUGAAAGUCUUACGGCACCGCAUUAAUGAGAUGGAGGAGCAGAUGAGGAAGACCGAGGAAGUCUAUAAAGAGCAGGUAAAAGAACAGGAAAACAAGACUCACUCAAACUGGGUGAACGCUCGUAAUGCGGAGCGCGCUCUGAGUCAAGAGAAGCUUGAAUCGUCAAAGCUCCGUGAAAAACUGGCUGUACUUACCUCCCAGCUUAAUGAGCGCCGCGCUCCUCUCUUCAGACCGAACUCUGGACAAACUGCCGGCCCUCGCCAAGGUGAUUCAUACGGGCCCUCUCCUGUGAGUGGGGGUGCACCAUCCCCUCCCAUAAUGAUAGAGGGUCCCAGGCGCCCUCCUUCUGCCCCAGUGGGGCGAAGAAUUGACCCGUAUGGUCCACGACCUCCCUCAGACCCACACGGUCGUUACCCUGAACACAAGCACAUCUCUGGGAUGGACAUGAUGGGCCCCCGCAGCUCAUCACCGGCCAACAUUGAUGCAUCUACACAAGCAGUAGAUCCACAGAUAAUAGCAGAGACACAGGCUGAGGCCUCCGCAGACAGCCCAGAGCCAGGACCUGGAUCCUUCCUCGUGUCUCCGAUCAGGGACUCUCCAGGCUCCAUGGUCCAGGGAGCUCCCUCCGGCCCCGGACCCCAUGACCAACUCCUCCCUCCUGGACCGCACGGCCGCCUGCCGCAUCCUGGACCUUACAGACCUCCACGACCCGGCCUCUACCAUCUCCCACCAGGUCCUCAUGGUCCUCUUCCACCUAAUGUACCUUCUCACCUUCAUGGGCCUCCGCUACCAGCCAACGGGCACCCAGGUAUGCCACUGCCUGGACCAAUGGGAGGAGAGUUUGGACCUCGACCCGCCAACGGACAUGCAUUCCACCCCAGGCCAGGCCCCGGACAUGUCAUGGACCCUCGAGGUCCACUACCGGCACACUUCCGUCCCCCUCCACCUCAUCACUUUGGGCCGAUGCCUCCGCCACAUGGUGUCCGUGGACCUAUGGGACCACGUCCAUUCGUCCCUCUUGACAUGCGCUACCCAGGACCGCGUGACCACACCAGCCAACCAAUGAACCUUCCUCCAGGCGUCCCUCCCCAUCCCCACGGUGAUGCAUAUGGUCACGCUCCACCCGAUGCCCUCCAGAACUUGCACAGCGGCCCCAGACAGGACCUGCAUGUGAAGCAGGAGGCCCCUCAGGACUCAACGAGACCGCCGACGGUCAAGCCUUAAAGACGCCACCAGCUUUGGCGGAGGACUUGAAUUUACCCAGAAUGCACAUUAACAACAAAAUCCAUUCCGAACAUAGGUCAUGGUUAUUUUCAUAUUUCAGUUAUAAAAUAAAAGCUUCAUUUAUGUUUAUUAAAAAAAGAAAAAGAAUAUGAUCCUUUAAAGCAUCAAUAAUUAUGUGUCUGAAAUCAAUGAGUUAAAAGGGUUGCCACUUUUCUAAACUGCUUAUUGUGCAAUAAUAAUUAAUUAUAUGCCAGAGGGUUUUCCUUUUUUGUUCUUUUAAAAAAAUAUAUAUAUAUAUAGUAAUGAUUUUUAAGGGGCAAUUUUUUAAAUGUCAUUUCCUGUGGAAAUUAUUUUAAGAAAGGAGAAAAAGGAGGGAGUUCAGCUUCUAGCAUUCAGGAAUACCAUCAUUUCUCAAAGCUGUUGCUUUAGAGCUGACUGUAAAGCAAAUGUGUAAUUUGAUGGCCAGAUGUAUAACUUAUUUUACUAUGUUGGUAGAACUUUUAAUAAUAAAGAAUGCAAAAGCUG
Molecule: messenger RNA, 5837 nt
Organism: Cottoperca gobio
Lineage: Eukaryota; Metazoa; Chordata; Actinopteri; Perciformes; Bovichtidae
Gene: mia3
Product: MIA SH3 domain ER export factor 3
Exons: 29
Coding region: 51-5312 (1753 amino acids)
Biological process (GO): endoplasmic reticulum to Golgi vesicle-mediated transport; vesicle cargo loading; protein secretion
Cellular component (GO): endoplasmic reticulum membrane; endoplasmic reticulum exit site
Molecular function (GO): protein binding
Source: RefSeq, a predicted model, not a curated record